Messenger RNA from Hibiscus syriacus, 779 nucleotides. RefSeq names its product thioredoxin-like protein CITRX, chloroplastic. Gene Ontology annotation, cellular component: thylakoid. Gene Ontology annotation, biological process: plastid organization; cell redox homeostasis. Gene Ontology annotation, molecular function: protein-disulfide reductase activity. The coding region runs from base 72 to 608 and encodes 178 amino acids. Lineage: Eukaryota; Viridiplantae; Streptophyta; Magnoliopsida; Malvales; Malvaceae. The record is from RefSeq and is a predicted model, not a curated record. The transcript has 4 exons.
CAAAUUUUUUGCUCACUUAAACCCAAACUGCCACUUCUUCAAGGCUUGAGCCUCUCUUCUUCUUCUCAAAAAUGGCUCUCCUCCAAUUCCCCACACUUUCUCGCCCAAUUCCUUCCCUUUCACCCGUUUUUUCUUCAUCAAAACCCCAUUCCCGUAACUCACUCUUCUUCUCUACAACAAAGGCUACGCCUUUUUCACUUUCAACACAACCCAGAAAGCUGCUUUGCAAACCUCCACUUGGAAAAUAUGUCAGGGAAGAUUAUCUUGUGAAAAAGAUGUCAGCUCAAGAAAUCGAGGAGUUAGUAAGAGGGGAGAGAACGGUUCCCAUAAUCAUUGAUUUCUAUGCAACAUGGUGUGGACCUUGUAUUUUAAUGGCUCAAGAACUCGAAAUGCUAGCAGUGGAGUAUGAGAAAAAUGCAAUUAUUGUCAAAGUUGAUACCGAUGACGAGUAUGAAUUUGCGCACAAUAUGCAGGUUAGAGGGUUGCCUACUUUGUUCUUCAUCAGCCCUGAUCCAAACAAAGAAGCAAUCCGGACCGAAGGCCUCAUUCCGAUACAAAUGAUGCGUGAUAUACUAGACAACGAGAUGCGAGGAGGAGGAGAAGGCUGAUUAUUUAUUGCAAAACAGAACCGAGGUACCGGAUUUUGCUUGAAGGUGUUAAUAUGUAUUUUCCGGUACCGAUUCGAUCUACAAUGUAGUUCCGAAGCAUAAACAUAUGUAUCACUUAUGUAAUGGUUGUAGAAUUUGUAACGCAUAUUUCAAUAUAUAUAUUUUUUCGAA